This is a messenger RNA of Drosophila kikkawai, 3124 nucleotides long. RefSeq lists its product as uncharacterized. The record is from RefSeq and is a predicted model, not a curated record. Lineage: Eukaryota; Metazoa; Arthropoda; Insecta; Diptera; Drosophilidae.
GCGACCUGUCCUUUCAUCAACUUUCAAACUGAAAGCAAUAUAAUUUUAAAAUUUUGUGUCAUGUCGUAAAGCAAAUUUAAACGGAAGCAUUGUAAAAUUGAUUGAAAACUCGCAUCGUUUCAAAGGAAGAAAUGCCAAAUUGCGGCGGUAGGACAGACAGAUCGCAGGGACCACACUGUCGCAAUGUAAGUGCCUCGCGAAAGGCAUUGGAAGCUUCCGGGCCGGAUUCUCACCGAUCAAUGCAGAUAAAUAGCGAGAUUGGGGAGCAGCUGCUGCUAACAUUAGUCCAGACCCUACCCUCAUGUGUCAUGGACGCUGCUCGGUCUCGAACCUUUAGCCAGUCUGCACUCCCCAAACGGUCCCGCUCAAAUAUUUGCCGACCUCUCAAGGCGCCAGCGACGACGUCGUAUAUAUUGCAGGCGGGAUUGCCGGUUAGGCAAGUUUCUGGCCGAGAUCGAACGAUUAACAAGGGCGUGGAGCAGGUUACAAAGUUCUCAGUGGGUGCUUUCUUAAGGCGGCGCAGGGAGUCCGCAAAGGCCAAGGCAAAGGCCAGAGAUGAGGAAUACGAAAAGGUCCCAAAGGUAAAUAAAAGUAAAGAAUUCGCGAUGGCCCAGGUCAAGGCCAGAGAAGAGGAAUACGAAAGGAUACCAAGGGUAAAGGGAGGUACAAGGCCAAGAGACACUCCUGCCCUGGGGAGCAGCCAGGAAGCAUCACUUCAUAGCAUCCAAGAUACUUCACAAAAUAGAUCAAAGAAGCCCCAAAAGAACAGCCCCGAAUUAUCACAUACCAACCAAGAUAAUCCACAGGGUAGGCCAAAGAGAUCCCCGAAGAGCAGCCAGGAAACAUCACAUCAAAGCAUCCAGGAUAUUCCACAAGGUAGCCCAAAGAAAACCCAAAAAAGCAACCAAGAAUCAUCAAAUGAUAGCAUUCAAGACGUUCAACAAGGUAGCCCGAAGACAUCGGAGAAGAUAAGACCAAAGACGUCAGAGAAGGGCCGCCGGAAUUCCCAGAGCAGCCCUAGAUCCCAAAACAGCCCGAGGUCCCAGAACAGCCCGAGGUCCCCGAGUGGCAGCUACGAAAUAACCAUUCAUAAUUCCCAGGAUAUUUUAAAAAAUAAUGGCCAUAAGAGCUCCAAGAAGAACAGCCGGGAUAUUUCCGCAGAAAAUAGCCUACAAGGUAUGUCACAGAUCAGAAUCAUUGAAAUAUCGAAUCUAGCCAAUAAAAGUGGCCAAAAGGGCUCCAGGAAGGGCAGCCUGGAUGAGUUCCCAGAAAGUAUAGAACAGAAGAGCAUCGGCUCGGAUAUUUCUCUAAAAAGUAGUCAGCAAAGUAUCUCACAAAAAGGCAGCAAUGAAAUGUCAAAUAAAUGCUCUCAGGGUUCUUUAGAGGAGGAGCCGAAGGAAUUAUGUGCACCAAUUGAACCAAAAAACCCCAUCAUGGAGCAGUCUAUGCAAACAGACGAGAAGGUCUUUCCCUGCUUUCGUGGGGAAUAUCCAACCCGAAGAUGUAAGGGCUCGUAUAUGUGGUUCCAGCCCGGCGUUUCCAACUGUGGCAAAUUUGUGGCCAUUUGCAAUAGAGAGCAGCAAGGGUUGCAUCCAGCGGAGAUCGUCACUGCCUGCGAGGUGACCGAGUCCCACUUCCUGGCAGUAGACGACAACAAUGGCAAUGACCCCCCAACUAGUGAUCCAUGCAAUAAGUGCAGACAGGUUAUGUAUGGAUAUCCACUGCAGCAGCAACAACAGCAGCCGCAGCAGCAACAGCAACAGCAGCAACAGCAUCCACAGAUGCAGCAGCAGCAACAGAAUCCACAUAUGCAGCAGCAGCAACAGCAACAGGAUAUGAACUGGGUCGGUUCCUAUAGGCAACAACAAUAUCCCUGCAGACAGCCACAAGUUCCCUGCAGGCAACAGCAGCAAGUUCCUUGCAGACAACAGCAACUUCCCUGCAGACAGCAACAAGCUCCCUACAUGCAACAGCAACUUCCUAGUAUGCAAUAUUCACCUUCUCGUUUAAACCAUCAACAAUCUCACAUGCAACAGCCAUCGUCCCUUGGGCAACAUCAAUCACCCUUUGGGACACCUCCACGGACUUGUAUAAAACGACCGAGCUGCCGACAGAAUCCGCCCCACAAAGUAUGCUGGAAGUGUCCAAGUCGACAGCAAUUUCCACAGCAAACGCAUAUGCAAACAACGCCACAGCCACAACAACAACAGGCACAGCCGGCCAUCCAGAAUAACAACUGUGGCCUGAACGAGAUGCUGGCCGAGGAGCUGAAGCAGCAAAUGCAGGAGGCCCAGGCCCAGAUUGCUAAGGUGCAGCUUCAGCUGAAUAGCGCCUGCGGGUGUGCUCCCAGCAAUUGUCCUGGCUACACGCCAAACAUAUGUGCACAGUUCAUGAAUAACAUGGCCGUGGAACAGAAUGUUUCCGAAAAUAACAACAGAGAGGGCCGGGAAGAACCAUCAGAGCAACAGCAGGAGCAGAAGUCCCUUGGAUCUAAUCAAACAAGAGUGGAUUCGGGUCAACAGACGGCUCAGUUCGGUUUCCGUCCAGCGCCGGUGUCCCUGCCAAAUCAAAGUUCAUGCUACCAGGAACAGGCCAUGCCAUUACACAUGCCUAUGACUUUCUCUUGUCAGCAAUUGCCUCCUUGCCAGCAGCAAGUUCCCCCAUGCCAGCGAAAUGUUCCUCCAUGUCAACAAGAGUAUCAACAAAUGUCACCUUGCCAGCAGCAACAGUUUCCUUACCAGCAGCAACCACAUCCUUCCCAGCAGCCAUGCUAUAAGCCUCCUUCCCAGCAACAACAGUCAUCGUAUCCCUGCCAGCCGAAUCAGUUACCGAGUUCGUCGCAGCAGAAUAUGUUUCCAUAUUCCUCCCGCUGUCCCAGUUGGUACCUUCCGCGAUUUGCCCAGAUGCGGUUCAUGAUGCCGCGUUGCUGGCCCCGUUGAACUCGUACCGAAAUUCGUAGCCUAGCUUACCAUGAACAGUCAGGACGCCUGUCCAGGGUAAGAUAUCCUACGAAUGGAGAGUAAGAUAUAUCAAGCUCUUUUUAAUUGUGCAAUUCUUCCGUUUAAAAUUGAGGCUUAUCAGGAACGAACGAACCUUCCCAUUAAUAAAGUUGUUAUUUGAUUUA